UCUUUUUCCACUAAGCUGUUUCUUGUUGUUGAAUUCUUUGCAUAGACAGCAUUUUUGCAAUAGAAGUGCAAUAAGCUCUGACAGGAGCUCCUCCGUGAGUCAGUGUGAAGGCUCCAAGGGUUAUUCUUGUUUUUCUUUCAUCAAUCUGAUGUCCUGCCAAAGAAUUUCCAACAAAUUUGCACAGCAAGAAUUUCCUCGCCCAGAGACCAACCCUCUGGAUGGCUGAAGGCUAUAAAGGAACUGCUCUUCCAUACAGAGGACUCAGAGUGAAGAACAAGCUAUGGCGGGACUCUGGCUCACCCUGGUACUGCUCAGCCUGGCCGUGACGCCCAACGCGGGCACUUUGCCUACCAACAACCAUAGCACUGAGCAGAUCUUUUCAGCCGUCAAGAGCGGAAUAGAGCUAUAUAAUAAAGAACAAGGCAGCGAAUGGGCAUUUGCUCUGCACAUGAUCUCCAGGAUCCAUGGAAAUGCCCCGUCAGAUGCUGAGAUUGUGCAUUUCUUUAUCAAGGAGACCGACUGCCUGAAGUCACAGAACAAAAUGAUUGAGGAAUGUGCCUUUAAAGAUGAAGGGAAGGUGGAGCACUGCUCGAUGGUCAUCUCCGGAAAGGGACACAGUGACCCCGUCUGUGACAGUUAUACCAAGAUGAUUGUAGCACGGACACAUGGAAAACUACCAAGAUGGUUCUGCCCCAGACCAGGUUCAUGCUCCCCUAUAUAAGGCCACAAAAGCAGUUGUGCUGCAGUUAUGUGUGUCCUGCACAUCUUAAGCAAUGAGCUCUUUUUUCACCCCCCACAUGUGUUGCCCAGUAGUAGUAGUACGGCAAGCCAGGCACCCCAAUAUCCUGUAACCCCCAAUAUUUUUCUUGGCAACUUCAGCCCAAACGAUAAAAUUCAUAGCGCGCACGGGGCUUGGGGCUGAGCAUCAUUUUGUCUGCUGUUUGCAAGAAGAAAGGGAUUGAGAUAUUCCCGAAACGCCGUGUAGAAAUGCCAAACCGGCUGGAUAAGUUCUCUCGCUGUUAUUAUUGCGCAUUGAGUGUAAGCUUUGUAUGGACAUUGCAAUAAAUGCUACGUUUUAUAUACA
This is a messenger RNA of Xenopus tropicalis (tropical clawed frog), 1084 nucleotides long. Its product is annotated as cathelicidin-related peptide lutzicidin. The coding region runs from base 281 to 721 and encodes 146 amino acids. The record is from RefSeq and is a predicted model, not a curated record. Gene Ontology annotation, cellular component: extracellular region. Lineage: Eukaryota; Metazoa; Chordata; Amphibia; Anura; Pipidae. The transcript is spliced from 5 exons. Gene Ontology annotation, biological process: defense response.